This is a messenger RNA of Saccostrea cuccullata (small rock oyster), 708 nucleotides long. RefSeq lists its product as uncharacterized. NCBI's taxonomy places the organism in Eukaryota, Metazoa, Mollusca, Bivalvia, Ostreida, Ostreidae. The transcript is spliced from 2 exons. The record is from RefSeq and is a predicted model, not a curated record. Bases 1 to 708 code for a protein of 235 amino acids.
AUGGAAGACCGAAGCAAAGAAAAGCAUAGAGAAUAUUGUAAAGCCCGAAACAAAGUCAAGAGAUUAACUCGCAAAGAAAGGAAGGAGAAAGAGAGACAAGUAGCAGAAUCGGCAAAGACUAACAAUAAAAACUUCUGGAAGUAUGUUAACUCCAAAAGGAAGAGCAAAAGUGGUGUUUCAGAAUUGCACGAAAAAACAUCCAAAGGGACAUUUGUGGCAAGUAAGGAUCAGGACAAGGCAGAAGUGUUGGCGAACUUUUUUAGUAGUGUUUUUACAGAAGAAGAUGUGAACUCUUUACCACUAGUUGAUAUAACAAUUGAAAAUACAAGGUCAACUGAUGAUGAGCCGAUUACUCAAGAAGAGAAAUCACUAGAAACAGGAAUAGUACCAGAUAGCUGGAAAGUAGCCAUAAUUACAGCUUUAUUUAAGAAAGGUGACAAGAAGUCGGCAUCAAACUACAGACCUGUCAGCUUAACAAGCAUACUAUGCAAGAUGAUGGAGAAGAUUUUUAGGAGGAGAAUAAUCAAGCAUAUGGACAGCUUAGAUUUAUUUAGUGACAAGCAAUUCGGAUUCCUGAGUGGGAGAUCAACAACCUUACAAUUAAUUACAGUACUCGAUAAAUGGACUGAAAUCCUGGAUAGAGGAGGCGUUUUUAAUGCAGUUUAUAUGGAUUUUAUGAAAGCAUUUGAUAAGUUUCCAAGUCUUUAG